Clonostachys solani is the source of this 486-nucleotide messenger RNA. NCBI's taxonomy places the organism in Eukaryota, Fungi, Ascomycota, Sordariomycetes, Hypocreales, Bionectriaceae. The record is from the annotation of a GenBank genome assembly.
AUGCCAGCACCGUUAAGUCCCAAUCAGCUCGAUCAGAUGGAGUACCCCCUUACGGAUAGGAUGGAAGACCUUAAAAUAUUGAAGGAAAGGAUCGUUCAACUCGAGAUGCAAGUUGCAGACGUCAGCACCCAGAUCCACCGUUUGCGUGGAAAACAUGACAUCAACAAAACGUUCCUGGCAGAGCUUUCCGAUAUUGGGGGGGUUAUCGGUCGCUUCUCCCGCAUAGGGGAUCGAGGACCUAUUGCGGACAUGGAAAGAAGUGAACGAAAGCUGUUCAUGGAGCUCAUCGUUCUCAUAGCCAACAACAGAAACGCGGCUGACAACGAGGCGAAAGUCCUUGGACAACAUCUUCAAUCACUUCUCACGGACCUAGAAGAUUUAAAGGCAAAACGCAGAAAGAUUCAAGGGAAGGAUGAUGAUUUGGAUGCCUUUCUCGCGAAUCAACAGGUCAACGAAGACGAGAACGGCCCGCGGGAAGAUCUAUAA